ACAGCUACUGAAUUGUCUCUUAUGAUCUGAAACCUGAACCUGGGAGACCAGACCACUGAACCUGCCAAGCAGAGAUGGACAUAAAACAAGACUUUAAUUUUUAAGACUUAAUUGCACCUAGCAAGGCACAUGACAGAAAAGUUGGAAACCAGCUCAAAGAUGGUUACAGUACCUCAAAACAGCCGAUGACUAGUUUACCAUACUGACCAUGCUGGCCUUUCUGCAGGACCAUCCUGGACCAGAGAGGAACAGUGAACUCCUACACCGUACGCAAUUCCUUUGCAAAAUACAGCUCCUGAGUACAUUCUGCUGGACACAAAAAUGUCCUAUCCUUCACAUUUCCUGAACGGGUCUGGAGCCAGCAAUGAAUCUUUGUCACCUCUCUCAGUAACGGGAGAACCCAAGCAGGACUACCCAAGUGAGGAACAAGGAAGCAAAGUGCGUUGGGCAGCUUUAUUGAUCCUCCUGGUGAUAAUCCCUACAAUUGGGGGAAACAUACUCGUCAUACUGGCAGUGUCUCUGGAGAAGAAGUUACAAUAUGCUACCAACUACUUUUUGAUGUCCUUGGCAGUGGCAGAUUUGCUCGUGGGUCUGUUUGUGAUGCCGAUUGCCCUUCUCAUGAUCUUAUUUGACAACGCCUGGCCUUUACCAACUGCCUUGUGUCCUAUCUGGCUGUUCCUUGAUGUCCUCUUUUCCACAGCUUCCAUCAUGCACCUCUGUGCCAUCUCACUUGACCGCUACAUUGCAAUUAAGAAGCCAAUCCAGGCUAGUCAGUACAAUUCAUGGGCUACAACAAUCAUCAAAAUCGUCGUGGUUUGGCUCAUUUCAAUAGGAAUUGCUAUUCCAGUCCCUAUCAGAGGCAUUGAAGAUGGAAAUGGCAACUCUACAAACAUUACAUGUGCCCUGAUGCCUGAUCGUUUUCAUUACUUCAUUCUGUACGGAUCAGUGGCUUCAUUCUUCAUUCCCCUCGCUAUCAUGAUAGUCACUUAUUUUCUGACAAUCCAAGUGCUACGCAAGAAGGCCUACUUGAUCAACAAGCCACCUAACCAUUUCACUUGGUCAACAGUGUCCACAGUAUUUCAGCGUGACACAACAUCUGCCUCAUCAACAGAAAAAGUGGCCAUGCUAAACGGCUCCAGAAAAGACAAGACUUUAUCCAAUGACAUGCCAGUCUGCAGAACAUCCACAAUAGGGAGGAAAUCCAUGCAAACAAUAACCAAUGAACAAAGGGCAUCAAAAGUUCUGGGGAUUGUAUUUUUUCUUUUCUUGUUGAUGUGGUGCCCAUUCUUCAUAACAAACAUAAGUUCAGUUCUGUGUAACUCCUGCAACCAAGAGAUUUUUCAAAAGCUUAUGGAGAUAUUUGUUUGGAUAGGAUAUGUAUCCUCAGGAGUGAACCCUCUUGUUUAUACACUAUUCAACAAAACAUUUAGAGAGGCUUUCACCAGGUAUAUCACUUGCAACUAUCGAACCACAAAGCCUAUCAAGGCCCUUAGAAAACGGUCCAGCAGGAUCUCUUUCAGAAGCUCUGUGACAGAGAAUUCCAAGUUCUUUGUCAUGCAUGGGAUGAAAAAUGGGAUUAACCCCAUUAUAUAUCAGAGCCCAAUGAGGCUGAGGAGCUCAUCCAUCCAAGCAUCAACUGUUCUGCUGGAUACAUUGCUGCUCACAGACAAUGAAGUUGAUAAAACAGAAGGUCAAGUCAGCUAUGUAUAGUGGAAUGGCAGCUAUGUCUAUAUCAUAGUGUUACUGUAUGUAUUGUUCUAGGUAACAACACAAUUGUGCUGUAAGAUGGUAUAAAUACUAUUGUUUUCUGUUAUUUAUGCAAGCAACACCUUACAAAUUUCUGUUAAUUCCUCUCCUCCAAAGUCUCCCCUAUUUUAACCCCAACCCCAUGGUGGCACUCACAGCUUCAUUCAUUCCUGAUAAAUGACUGAUGCAGAACUGUAGCCGACAGGAAAAGGGAAAUAAAUAAAAGC
This is a messenger RNA of Melopsittacus undulatus (budgerigar), 1973 nucleotides long. RefSeq names its product 5-hydroxytryptamine receptor 2B (gene HTR2B). Gene Ontology annotation, biological process: vasoconstriction; G protein-coupled receptor signaling pathway, coupled to cyclic nucleotide second messenger; chemical synaptic transmission. The record is from RefSeq and is a predicted model, not a curated record. The coding region runs from base 322 to 1710 and encodes 462 amino acids. The transcript has 3 exons. Gene Ontology annotation, cellular component: plasma membrane; dendrite. Lineage: Eukaryota; Metazoa; Chordata; Aves; Psittaciformes; Psittaculidae. Gene Ontology annotation, molecular function: G protein-coupled serotonin receptor activity; neurotransmitter receptor activity.